Messenger RNA from Cyprinus carpio (common carp), 2755 nucleotides. Its product is annotated as putative E3 ubiquitin-protein ligase RNF144A-A. Gene Ontology annotation, cellular component: ubiquitin ligase complex; cytoplasm; Golgi apparatus. Gene Ontology annotation, biological process: protein polyubiquitination; positive regulation of proteasomal ubiquitin-dependent protein catabolic process; ubiquitin-dependent protein catabolic process. Gene Ontology annotation, molecular function: ubiquitin conjugating enzyme binding; zinc ion binding; ubiquitin protein ligase activity. The record is from RefSeq and is a predicted model, not a curated record. Lineage: Eukaryota; Metazoa; Chordata; Actinopteri; Cypriniformes; Cyprinidae.
CGUAUAUUACACUAUAUUGACUUUCAGUAAUGCAGUAGAAUUUGUGCAUCGUUUUAAAUCCGAAUGCCUAUGUCAGCAGGUCAAUAUUUGUCAUAAAUCUCGAUUUUAUUUUAUUUUUGGAAUACUUUAUGAUCUACAUUAAGCUAUAACGGGGAAACUCCACUUUUUUCCUGGAUAUGCAGCUCUCAUGUAGAUUUGUUUACUCGAUUGAUGUCUAAGAUGGCUGUUUAUUAUUAUAUGUAUAUAGGUUACUGUCACAUUCAGAUGGGCUGGCUCUCAAAACCUAGUGUGCUGCCUACCUACAGUAGACAGCGUUUUUGGUCAUCAUGUCUAUCUCACGUGUCUGUAAUGCUCAAAAAAAGCUGUCUUUGUUGGCAGCACACUCUGCUUUAGGAUCUUGGGAACAUGGGACCCUUGGCCCGUCCAGUCAGAAGAUGCUAAUUUUCAUAUGAAAUGCCCCAUUCUGCUGUUUGAUAAGUGGAUGUGCUCUAGUUCAGGUGCUGGUGUUCUGUAGGGUUCUAGAGGAUCGGGUUUGGGUUGCAUAGUUCGACAGUAGCUUGUUAGGUUUUGACAUAAACCUUGGAUGAACACUCCAUGGAAAGACACCCUGCGGCAGGCAUCAUGACCACAGCUAGGUACCGACCCACCUGGGAUUUGGCCCUGGACCCACUGGUGUCCUGUAAGCUGUGUCUUGGAGAGUUUCCCUUGGAGCAAAUGACCACCAUCACCCAGUGCCAAUGCGUCUUCUGCACCCUGUGCCUGAAGCAGUAUGUGGAACUUCUCAUCAAAGAGGGCUUUGAAACAGCCAUCAGCUGUCCAGACUCAGCCUGUCCAAAACGUGGACAUUUACAAGAAAAUGAGAUUGAAUGCAUGGUGGCCACAGAGAUAAUGCAGAGGUACAGGCAGCUGCAGUUUGAGAAGGAGGUGCUGCUGGACCCGAGCCGGACCUGGUGCCCGUCCUCCACGUGCCAGGCCGUGUGCCAGCUGAAGGAGUCUGACACGGCGCUUCCGCAGUUGGUGCGGUGCAAUGUUUGCACACUUGAGUUCUGUUCUGCCUGCAAGGCCAGCUGGCACCCGGACCAAGACUGCCAAGAGAACGUUCCCAUCACCGCGUUUCUGCCCGGAGAGAGCAGUUCAUUCUUUAAGGCUGACGAUGACAACGUCCCCAUCAAACGCUGUCCCAAAUGUAAAGUCUACAUAGAAAGAGACGAGGGCUGUGCCCAGAUGAUGUGUAAGAACUGCAAGCAUGCUUUCUGCUGGUACUGCCUGGAGUCCCUGGACGACGACUUCCUCCUGAUCCAUUAUGACAAAGGACCCUGCCGGAACAAAUUAGGCCACUCCAGAGCCUCCGUGAUCUGGCACAGAACGCAGGUUGUUGGAAUCUUUGCUGGUUUCGGCCUCCUCUUACUGGUAGCCUCUCCGUUCCUGCUGCUAGCCACACCAUUCGUGCUGUGCUGUAAGUGUAAGUGCAGCAAAGGCGACGAUGACCCUUUACCCACCUAAGAGCCCGGCGAGAGCAGUCCCUGUACGGGGAAUUUCGGUCAUCUCCUUUAAUCGUUUUUCUUUUCCUCCUCCGCCUUCGAGCUCUUCAUCAACCGGUGGGACAUCUCACGCUGCGGUUACUGUCACAGCUAGCUGAGUAGGCUCCAUCCCAGCAGGCCUGAUGAGACUAACGGAGACUUCAUGAGCCUGCUGCUUGCUUAGGUGGAGGAUUCGAGAGCUGGGGGUUCCCUCCACAGUAACAAAAGAGAUGUUACUGAAGGAGCACAGCGCUGUUCCAUCCCGGCGCUUGUCUGUUUUGUAGAUGUUUAGCAUAUUUGGCUGUUCUGGAUGGUUCUGUUCUAAUAGAACAUAUAUUCAGUGUGUUUAUGUCUGUUUCUAUAUGCGUAGUAGCAUUUCAGUCCCACGCCUAUUCUUUAUUACUUUUUUUGCACAGAUAAGGGGCUUUUUGUCACUUUAAAUGCUCUAGAGUGAGUAGAUUUCAGUUUUGACUCAAAUUUAUAGCUUAAAUAAUACUUUAAAUGUUUAUUAACUGCUAAAUUUUGCAUUCAGAAGUUUUCUUUUUUCAUGUCAAUUUAUUGUCUUUUAGUUUGAAACUUAUCGAUAAACCUAGUUUGAUUUGGCAGAUUUAGGCUGUUGAUGUCAUCAGGAGAUGAUAUUUGCCAUUGAAAUUUCUCUCAGUGCACUUAAACGUAAUUUUUUGCCUUGAGUGACCUCCCUUAAACAUAAAUAUGAUUCCAAAGCAGGGCUGUUCUGUGAGUUUACAAUGCCAAAUAUUGACGUAAUGAAAGUGUCACUUAGACGACACUUUAACCUUAUCUGAACACCCAACAUUUAAACGAGAACUGUCAAAAUGCUGAAACCAAUUAAAACAUUUUUAACCGUUACCUCGUUACCUUUUUUUUUUUUGUUUUUUUUUUUGUUUUUUUACUCCUUGGUCAUUUUCUCCAGUGAAAUGUGACAUCUGGUCAUCAUGUUAUUUUUGUCAGAUAGUUUGAAACUUGCAUACAGUUUGUAUCACUUAAAAAAAAAAAAAAAAAAAAAAAAACAUUUUGAAAUUUUGGAACGUUCCCUGUAAUUCUGGCUGGGAUUAUACACUGAUUUCGAGACUGUAUGGCUUAACAUAUUUACAAGUCCAGCACUGUAUCUAUGCAAGUUCAUAUAACUUGAAGAUAAAAAAAUAUGGUUUCUGCUGUCUUGAGUUAAAUGGUUUUUGUGGGCAAGUUAGUGUAUUUUAAUUAAAAGGCUAAAUACU